This is a messenger RNA of Ceutorhynchus assimilis (cabbage seed weevil), 630 nucleotides long. The record is from the annotation of a GenBank genome assembly. Lineage: Eukaryota; Metazoa; Arthropoda; Insecta; Coleoptera; Curculionidae.
AUGGCUCAGAAAGUCCAAGAAAUCAAAGAAAAGUUGGGCAAAGCCCUGAGGGACCCUAGCAAGCCUUGGACUGCGAUUUUGGCUCAGGCUGAGAAAAAAACCGGCGUGGACAGAGUAUACGUGUUCGUAGUAAUACAAAGCACAAUGACCGAGCAGGUAGUUUUGGGGUUUUUGCAAGGGGCUAGGGCCUUUUUCCUUGAGGAAAAAGACCAGAGCAAACGGUAUUUUAAAGGUGGUAUUGCUAUAGUAGGCCUUUGGUUGGUAUUCGGUUACGCUGCCCAGCUGCUCUGCAACUUAGUAGGCUUUGUUUAUCCAGCCUACUUGUCCAUGCAUGCAAUUGAAAGCAAAAAAAAGGACGACGAUACUAAAUGGCUCACUUAUUGGGUUGUUUUUGCCUUGUUUUCGGUUGUAGAGUAUUUUGCUGACUUUAUUGUGGGCUGGUUCCCAUUAUAUUGGUUGGUAAAGUGCGUAUUUAUGGUUUGGCUGAUGAUUCCUUCGGACUACAAUGGUUCCGUUACUUUGUACCAUAGAAUUGUGAGGCCUUACUUUUUGAAGCACCACGGUACCAUUGAUGAGACUUUGAACAAGGUCAAGGAACAAGUCAACAAAGUGACAGACAAAUCUGAAUAA